AUGCAGGGCACCGUGAGGCUGUGGGUGUCGGUGCUGACUUUCGCCCUGUCGCUGCUGGUCUGCCUGGGGACGCUGGCAGAGGCGUACCCCUCCAAACCGGACAGCCCCGGCGAGGACGCCCCCGCAGAGGACAUGGCCAGAUACUACUCGGCGCUGAGGCACUACAUCAACCUCAUCACCAGGCAGAGAUAUGGGAAGAGAUCAAGCCCAGAUACACUGAUCUCAGACCUCUUGUUGAGGGAAAGCACAGAAAACAUUCCUAGAUCCAGGUUUGAAGACCCUUCCAUGUGGUGAUGGGAUUUUCAGCACACCUUCAGAACUUUUCCUAGUUUUCAGUUCCACACCUCUGAAGAAAAUCAUAGCCUCAUCCCCAGUGCAUGCAGCCAUUGUAUUCUGUAGAGUUUCUCUCCUUCGUCAUAUUUGUAUAUAUUCCUUUAUUUAAAUAAAUUAUUUGUGCAUUCCAAAAUAUAACAUACUAAAUGAAAACAAACAACCAUGUCAUUGGUAUAACAAAGCAUUGUUUUAAACUAUUAAAACUGAAUUAUAACUUC
Messenger RNA from Melozone crissalis (California towhee), 551 nucleotides. It is a transcript of the gene NPY, whose product is annotated as neuropeptide Y. Gene Ontology annotation, biological process: feeding behavior; neuropeptide signaling pathway. The transcript has 3 exons. Lineage: Eukaryota; Metazoa; Chordata; Aves; Passeriformes; Passerellidae. Gene Ontology annotation, molecular function: neuropeptide Y receptor binding; neuropeptide hormone activity. The record is from RefSeq and is a predicted model, not a curated record. Gene Ontology annotation, cellular component: extracellular region. The coding region runs from base 1 to 294 and encodes 97 amino acids.